AUGAAAUAUGGUCUAAUAGACGCAGAAACUAACGAAGAAUUUAAAAUAAUAGUAAACAGCAGGGAUGCAAACAGAGCGCGAACUGAUUUAAAAUAUGCUACGCAGUUAUUGCAGCAUGCGAAACUUUCGACCCAAAUAGGUUAUACUUCGUCACAAGGUACUAGUACUAGUAGCAAUGUACAAGAAACAGAUAGCAAUACUAGUAGCAAUCUAGAAGAAUUAGGUAGCAGUCAAGAAGAAGCCAUAAGUUUUGAAGAACAAGAAGCUGCCAUAAGUUUUGAAUGUGCAGAAGUCCUAACUACACAUGCUUGGACAAAACAAGAAACGUUAUUAUUGUUACAAUUGUAUCGUGAACACCAUAAAAAAUUUGUUAGUGGAAAAGGUUCAAUAAAAAAAAAUUGGAAUAAUAUUGCAAAAUUUAUGCAAGAAAAAGGACAUAAUAUAAACGGUUAUAAAUGUUCAACAAAGUUUCAAUCUUUGAAACGUACAUACAAAUGUAUUACAGAUCAUAACAAGAAAAGUGGCAAUAAUAGGAGAGACUGGGAAUAUUUACAGAUAAUGCAAGAACUAUUUGGGGAUAAACUCUGGGUGCAGCCUUUGGCUGUAGCAGGAUCGCAUGAGAAAGAAAAUAUAUUCAAUUUUGAAGAAGAAUUUGCACAUAAAGCCAUUACAAGGACGAAGACGAAUAAACAAAUAAAUGAUUAUAUAAUAUUUAGUAAAGAAGAUCGUACUAAACGCAGAGAAACUCGUACAAAACAGCACGAAGAAAAACUGAACGCUUUUAAAAGAAUAGAAAAUUUAUUACAAUUGAUAGAGAAAGAAAAAAAAACAGAAAAUUAG
Odontomachus brunneus is the source of this 840-nucleotide messenger RNA. RefSeq lists its product as uncharacterized. Lineage: Eukaryota; Metazoa; Arthropoda; Insecta; Hymenoptera; Formicidae. The record is from RefSeq and is a predicted model, not a curated record. Bases 1 to 840 code for a protein of 279 amino acids. The transcript has 7 exons.